Cynoglossus semilaevis (tongue sole) is the source of this 3223-nucleotide messenger RNA. RefSeq names its product coiled-coil domain-containing protein 186 (gene ccdc186). The transcript has 16 exons. Gene Ontology annotation, biological process: vesicle cytoskeletal trafficking. The coding region runs from base 190 to 3210 and encodes 1006 amino acids. Lineage: Eukaryota; Metazoa; Chordata; Actinopteri; Pleuronectiformes; Cynoglossidae. Gene Ontology annotation, molecular function: small GTPase binding. Gene Ontology annotation, cellular component: trans-Golgi network. The record is from RefSeq and is a predicted model, not a curated record.
CACCGUUUCUCGCCUAGUGGCCAUAUUUGUUGAUGUGUCAUAUGAAAGUGACUUGUUGAGGUCCAUCAGCUGGGUUGACGGCGAAGCCGUUGUUGGGCUCUUUGGAAGUACAUCAUGGCCUGUUCAUACUCGGCUUAACCUAGAGAGGCGACCAUUGACCUGUCAGGUCCAACUUCAGAUGAACAAAAUAUGGAUGGAUUAGAAGCUGAACCUCUGCCCGAGGGCUCUUCUGUUUUAAAUCAGCCCAGCAUCAGCACAGUCAACACAGAAAAUGAAGAUCAAGUGAAUCACAAAAGUGCAGAGGAGGAAGAAACAUGCACCCUUCCAAAGAAUGGAGUAGCGCCUGAAGGCGAAUUGAUGAAGACUGAUGAGUCAGACACUCAAUCGUGCACUCAGGAACAGGUUGAGGGGACAGUGGCGUGUGCCGAUUCUGGCUGUCAUGACAGUACUGUUUUGAAAGACAGUGGGACAUCUGUGUUAUCCAGUGAAAUUGGUGGAACUUUAGAAGUGCAGUCCAACUCCAUCUCUUUGGAUGAUGUAGUAGAGAACUCUCCAUCUGUUCUUGAGGGUACAAUAGAGACAAUAGUGAGCUUUGAGGAAGUAAACAAUAUCCAUUCCACAGUCCCUGACUGUAUUGAGCAGCUACGAGUUUCUACUUGUUCUGCAAAUCCAGCGCCUGUUAACGAGGAUGAUCUAAGUGACAGUCCUUCAUCCACUUCCAAAAGCCUUCCCAUUGACUCCACCACAACAUCUGGUAUAUCUAAUGGCCCCUCGACUCCCAACUCUGAUACAGUCAGUUCAUCUCUUCCUUCCAGCCCACAGACAUGUAGUAACGACACACCGCCCCAAGAUUCAACAUCCAGCCCUUAUGACACUGACUGCACCCGCAAUCUAAUUUCCCAGAUCCAGCGCUCACUGUCACAGGAGUCACUGUUGGAUGAGCUUGAGUCAGAGCUUCUGGCUUGUCAGCUGCCUGAGGGGAAAAGUGGUGGCGAGAGGAAAGGGAGCCCGCCUGUCAAUGGACUUCCCAGCGACCAGGAGGGUUGCAUGAUGGUCUUUGAGAAGUGUGUGCAGUACAAGUAUGCACAACAAGAGAAAGCUAUACAGAGGUUGCUCGAGGAGAACAAAAGACACCAGGAGCUGAUCCUGGGUAUCUGUUCAGAGAAGGACAACAUGAGGGAGGAGCUGAAAAAGAGGACAGAGACAGAGAGGCAGCACUUGGGCAUCAUCAAAAAAUUGGAGACCAGGGUGGAGGAGCUGAUAAAGGAAGUGAAGGAUUCAAGGGAUAGACAAAUCCACCAGGACCAAGCUGCUAAGGCUGCCCUCCAGCAGAUUCAGAAGGAGACGACACAAAGGCUGGAACAGGCAAACAGGAAAUGUGACGAGGCCCGCCAAGAGAAGGAGACAAUGGUGAUGAAGUAUGUGCGAGGGGAGAAAGAAGCUCUUGACCUGAGACGGGAAAAGGAGGCGCUGGAGAGGAGGCUGAGGGAGGCCACGAAGGAGGUAGACCGACAGGCGCUCAGAGGAAACCAGCUGGCCCAGGAAAAAGGCCGACUGCAGCAGCUGUUUGAAGCUAAGGAAGGUGAGGUGGUGAGGUUGACUCGAGAAGGAGACAAGUUAAAAGAGGAGAUCAACUCCCAUCUCAUAAAAGUCAAAUGGGCACAGAAUAAACUCAAGAGUGAAGCGGAUGCACACAAGGAGACAAAAGACAAGCUCAGAGAGACCACAUCCAAAUUAGCCCAGGCCAGAGAGGAGACAGAACAGAUCCGAAAAAACUGCCAGGACAUUAUCAGAACGUACCAGGAAUCAGAGGAGCUCAAGUCCAAUGCGCUUGACGCAAAGCUGAGGGAGACCAAAGGAGAGCUAGAAAAACACAAGCAGGAACAAACAGACCAAUUAGAGGUCCAUCGAGUCAAAGCCAAGGAGCUGGAAGACCUGAAGAGGAGUUACAAGGAAGGCAUAGAUGAGCUCACCACUUUACGUACCAAGUUAAAAUGUUUGGAGGAUGAGCGACCACGCUGGGAGGACGAGCUGUCCAAGUACAGGGAAAUCAUCAACCGUCAGAAAAAUGAACUGGGUCGACAGAAAGAAAAGCUGGAUGAGGUCACUGCACUUCAGGAGCAGCAUGAAAGAGACAAACAGGAGAUCGCGUCUCUUCGUGAGGAGGUGGACGGCUUCACCAACCAAAUGGCUGAUCUGCAGCGUGACGUACAAGGAAGCAGGGAGCGAGAGGCAGAGCUGCUGGGCUUCACGGAGAAACUGAGCAGCAAGAACGCUCAGCUUCAGUCUGAGAGCAAUUCACUGCAGUCGCAGCUGGAUCAGCUCACCAGGAGCUACACGGAGCUCCAAGCUAAGAUGGAGGAGAGCAGCAGGCUACUGGAUGACAAGUCACGGCAGCUAAAGCAGGAGGAAGUGCUGAGGCAGCAGGAGGUGCAGGCCCUGCAGGUGGAGCAGACGGUGUUGCAGAAUGAGGUCGCCCAGUUAAAAACCAGAGUCGAAGAGCUGAGGGACGAGCUGGUGACACAGAAGAGAAAACAAGCCGCAAACAUCAAGGACCUCACAAAACAGCUAACACAAGCCCGUAAAAGACUGGAGCAGACAGAGAAUGGAGGUGGCGACCGUGAGGUCAGCAGUAUGGGCAGUCGAUCUAGCUCCUCAGGUACUGCUCCGGGAUUUGGUUCUCUAAAUGCCCGCCAAGGCGGAGGCAGUGGUGGUGAAGAACGAUCACCGGAAAGCCAGUCAGCUCCUUCCAUGGUGCUGGCAGAUAGCUUUCCAGAGGUGGACAAGGCUGUGCUCGUAGACCGCAUUGUCCGUCUUCAAAAGGCCCUGGCUCGCAAGCAGGAAAAGAUUGAGUUCAUGGAAGAUCACAUCAAACAGCUGGUGGAAGAGAUUCGCAAAAAAACCAAAAUUAUACAAAGCUACGUGCUGAGAGAGGAGUCAGGAGCGCUGUCGUCAGAGGCCUCUGACAUUAACAAGGCCCACUUGAGCCGACGCGGGGGCAUCAUGGCUUCGCUUUAUACCUCCCACCCGGCGGACAGCGGGCUGACCCUGGAUCUGUUGCUGGAAAUUAACAGAAAGCUGCAAGCAGUACUGGAGGACACGCUAUUGAAGAACAUUACUCUGAAGGAAAAUCUACAGACACUGGGCGGUGAGAUCGAGAGGCUCAUAAAACAACAAAGGAACCCCGAGGACGGAGUGAAGAGGAAGUGACCAAACUAAGUCU